This is a messenger RNA of Ectocarpus siliculosus, 237 nucleotides long. The record is from the annotation of a GenBank genome assembly. Lineage: Eukaryota; Phaeophyceae; Ectocarpales; Ectocarpaceae.
AUGUGCGUGCCCCCUAGCCUGUGCACUGCGAGUGUGGUGCGCCCUCGCGGGCCUGUACGCUGUGCUGUGUUCCAGGGAAAGCAUGAUGAGCACGCCCUCAGGGGGGGGCGUAGGCCUAGGCCAGGCGCAUUUAUGGAGCGAUCAUGUACAAAGAGAAGCGGCGGCGACGGUGGUGUCGAGUCGACUUGCUCCUGUGGGCGAGGAUUCGGCGAUGGUUCCCGCCAGGCGGGGCCCUAG